AAUCAAAUCACUUGCUAUAAAGAUUCGUCUAGCAUCACACUUAAAGAUUCAGUUGAAUUUUAGAUACAUUCGCAGUAACAACACGAAACUAAAAAAUGUGGCCGGCUUUGUGUUUUAACAAAAUUUUCUCAAUCAUCGUUAUUGUAAUCAUCAGCAGCUGUUUCAAAUUCUCAUACCAGCAAGAUUUUCCAUUUAAUCCCUUUGAACCUUUUCCCAAUUUCCAAAGGCCUCUGAGACAGAACAAUUUCAAUACCCAAAGCGGUUUAAACAAUCAAAAUUGGCUAAGUCCUGGCCAACAGCUGGUGUUUGCCACCACCACUUCUAGUCCCCAAGAUAACUCGGUGGUUUUCGUCAAUAAUCAGCCAGCUGUGCCCACCAUGGUGCCAUUUAUACCAGCAGCUACCACUCCCACGCCUCAGUUCCUGGACUGUUUUAGUAGAUGUCCCACCACUUCCGAGUUCAAUCCAAUUUGUGCCAGCAAUCGCGAGCAGUAUGGCAACGAACAGAAAUUCAAUUGUGCCCGACAAUGUGGAGCAGCCAUUGAAAUUGUACGACGAGGAAGCUGUGAGGGACUAUUUGCCAUGGCUAGAGGAUAAACAAUUGGAAUCAAAAUUUAUUUAUGACUUAACCAGACAAUGUGCAUUUGGUUCUUAGUUUUAAGAGGCGUUUUUUUAAUCAAAAUUAAUUACAUUUGUAUACAAAUAUUUAUUAAAUUUAAACAAAACAAAAAUAAACAAUUCUUUUAGGAAAAACAAACAGACAAAA
Molecule: messenger RNA, 765 nt
Organism: Calliphora vicina (urban bluebottle blowfly)
Lineage: Eukaryota; Metazoa; Arthropoda; Insecta; Diptera; Calliphoridae
Exons: 3
Coding region: 96-596 (166 amino acids)
Molecular function (GO): serine-type endopeptidase inhibitor activity; protein binding
Source: RefSeq, a predicted model, not a curated record